This is a messenger RNA of Ascoidea rubescens DSM 1968, 327 nucleotides long. It is a transcript of the gene YAE1, whose product is annotated as Yae1p. The transcript has a single exon. NCBI's taxonomy places the organism in Eukaryota, Fungi, Ascomycota, Saccharomycetes, Ascoideales, Ascoideaceae. The record is from RefSeq and is a predicted model, not a curated record. The annotation marks the transcript as partial.
CUACGCAGAAAACAUGGCAAGGAGGGCUACUUGGAUGGAAAGACGAAGGCGGGCGAGGAGAACUUGCAGUUGGGCUUUGACGAAGGUUACCCUGUGGGUGCUAAGUUGGCGUUGCAGGCGGGUGAGGUGCUUGGAAUGCUCCAGAUGCAGCUGUUUUUGGGGCUUGUGCCGGAGGGUGUGUCGUCCUCAGAGGCAGCGGCGGCACAGGAAGCAAUUCGGGUCGCGCUCGAGCGGGCCCAGAGCCGGCUUCAUAUCACCGCUGUGCUCUCACAGCAGUACUUUUCAGAACGCUUCGAUCUUCUUGAGUCCAAACAUCCGGUCAUUGCA